Orbicella faveolata is the source of this 3672-nucleotide messenger RNA. RefSeq lists its product as uncharacterized. The record is from RefSeq and is a predicted model, not a curated record. NCBI's taxonomy places the organism in Eukaryota, Metazoa, Cnidaria, Anthozoa, Scleractinia, Merulinidae.
CCGCAAAAGUUAAGUGAUGUAUUUCAGAGCAUAUUUCUUUUGUAUAUAAGUACCACGAUUAAAAGCCACUUAAAUAACAUAUUCUGGAUUUUGCCUAUUGUUCACAGUCGUGGGUUUUGGAUAUGCAUGUAACGCCCCGGGGGUACUCCGUUAUAUGGGCUAUAUGGGGUAGGGUUUAUUUUAUGCUGCUAUACCGAGCUAACGAGACCCAGCCGGGUCGAAACAGCUCUCCACGGUUGGAAUUCUUGGCCUUCCGUUUGGACUCUAUCAUGUCGCGUUACGUUUUCUACGUAGUAAUCAGCCUUGCGUCAUUGUUAUUCCACAAAAAUAACGCCCACACACAGAAAGCUAAUUUUGGGCAUGUCUUGCUGUUCUUUGUUAUAAAAGGCCUCAUCUUUUCUUUGCCCGUCACUCAUUCCAAGGCGUCUCGUCGUGACUGAGUUCAUCGGUGAAGUUUGCGAGGAAGUUCACCCGUCGCCAGAUUCCAAUAUGAAGCGUAUGUCCGAAGGCUGUGAGACUCCUAAUUUUGGCAGGUUCUAUUCGCAGCUCAUAGAGUUUUCUAAAGCAACGGAAGACAAACCAGAUUUCCAAAAGAGCUUCGACAAUAUCAAUGGUUGGGUGAAUGAGCAGAAGGAAAAGAAAGGAGAAGACAAGAUCCAGAAAGUUGGCGAAGCAUUGAGGACCACUGUGAAUGCACUAGAAAAGCUCAAAACAGGUGACCCUUAUGACGUAACGUGUGGUACCUUGGAGAUCAUUUCAAGCAUUGCGACAGUUGCUGGGGGACCUUUUGGGGUGGCAUUUUCAGCGUUGUGCAGCAUUGCAGGAGCUAUCGUCUCAUCAAAUAAGCCAGCCAAACCAAGCGUGGUGGAACAGCUAGCUCAAGUGGUCCACAGUGAGUUAAAUAACUUCUUCGACAAACUGCAGGGUGCAGAGCUGAGCGGUCUGGAGGGUCGUGUUAAGCGCCAAAAAACUCGCCUUCGGGAGAUGAAGGGAAAGGAAGAACUGGACGACGAGAAUCUGUGGAACGAUUAUGAUCACUUUAUGGGCCAGCUUCAAUACAGAGUCAACUUGCCACUCCAAUUCAAGUACGGACCGAACCUAGAGCAAGAUCCUGACUUUGCAGAUUUCGUGAGGGCUGUGGUGACGUACUGUAGGGCUUAUACCUGCUUUAUGGCGCUUCUAACAGUGGCGAGAGCAAAAUUUCAGGAGGUUGGCGACAGCAGCGACAAGAUCGACGCUAUCAAUCGAAUUAUCAACCAUCGACAAACAAACAUCAAGGAAACGUUGACUUUCUUGUCAGAUAAAAGGUACCUGAAGUUCAUCGGGCGGCUUCCAUCAGAGGGAGGAAAGUUGACGAAAAUUCUUCUCUUGGCUCGAAACCCAACAGCAAAACAAGUCGUCGAAUCAGUUAGAGGUUCCCUGGGUCUUACCAAAAUGGCUAACUCGGUUGAAGUGGAAAAAGCGGUCGGAAAAGUGUCGCGCCAGACAGUGAAACUGAAGUUUAAUGGAGAGAUGUUUGGCCAAGGACUUCGUGGUGUCUUAGCAGCCUUUGACGCUAUCGGCAUCUUUAUGGUUGGUUCGGCGACCACGGUGCUAUUUAUCAACGAGACUGAUUAUCCCAUGAGGAUUGUAUCGGGGACCGUUGGUUGGCCGAAAGGAAACCUGGAGUUCGUGGAAGACGUCAAGCCUCAUUCGUACUAUUCCAAAGUAAUUUGGAGCUUCACUGGUACGUUCUCCACCGGUGGGUAUAUCAAGAUCGCCAACAAUGGAAAGCUGAGCUCUGCCCCUGCUGAUGACGACCCCAAUGAAACUGACGUCAGAGUAAUCGAGUUUGCCUUGUCUUCCCCAUAUGUGGCUCCUGUUAAAAUAAACAUCCAAGACAAGACGGACUGUGGACGAAGUAAAGGAAAGGACACCUACGACAAGAUGGCUGACGACAAAGGAAAGACAUUGUAUUGGAAAAAGGGUAAAGAGCAUCAUCUGGCCAGAGCAGAAGUAUUACGCACCACGCCAGAACAAUUCCUAGAUUGGUUCAGAUUAAGAAAAUUUAAUAUUGUUCCUUAUACUUCCAAAGCAAAGGGGACCUGGUGCUUUAUUGUUCAAAAUUUUGAUCCUGACCAGGAUCUGGAAGAAGAAGAAGAGUGAAUGAACUGUUAAGAGCUAGAAAUGAACAGCCAAGAGGAGAAAGAUUGAUAGUGGUUAGUUUCUCUUUUGACUGAACAAUUCUUUAUUCUUUUGUUUACUUCUUAGUGUGUAAUCGAAGGAGGAAAUUUUUCCCUGUAUUAUUGCAAUGGUUGAUGGUAGCGUUCUAUAAAGAAAGCAAAUGUUAAUGAAAUCUUAAAAAAUAUCCCGCCGUCUUUCCGAACAGCGGCUGCUAAUCCAGCCAAUCCCUCAUCCCUCAGUAAUUCUCCCAAGCAUUCUCUAAUUCAUGAAGAGGCAAUUUUCAAUUUUGAUCCUACAUGCUCUCUGUAGGGCUAUAGCAUGCGAGUAUAAAACUUAAAAGAAGAAAUAGGUUGUUUGUUUUGUGCGCGUUCGACUGCGCGAGUUAGUCUGCUUCAGUUUUGGUUGUAUCUUUUAGCUAGUCUUUUAUUAGUUCUAAGCAUUUUUUUACAUUUGUUCAAACGUAUUCUCAAAAUGUUCUUAGUUGUUUCUACUCGAAUAACUAUUGUGAUAGUAUGUUGCGAGAGAUCUAGAUUUACUUGUGAGUUUACAGACGUCUUAUGUAGGCAAGAAUUCUACUUUGGCCUAUAUAGUCCUGCGUCAGUAUUUUAAGUGUGUUUUUUUCUAAUAUAUAUAUACUCGAGUGCAUUAAGUAAGGUUUUCAUAGAAAUAAUUAUAUUCACGAACUAAGUGUGUUUUUCUUCAAAAUAUCUAUCCUCAAGUGCAUAAAGUAAGGUUUUAAUAGAUGUAAUAUUAAGUGCGUUUGUCUUCGAAAUAUCUAUCCUCGACUGUAUCAAGUAAGGUUUUCAUCAAGACAUCUACGCCCGCCUGGAACAAGUUCAAAAAGUGUUCUCAAAAGACAUCUUUUUCCUUGUGUGUAUUAAACGUGUCCUCGAAGACAUUUGAUCCUCGCGUGUAACUUAGCGUGUAUUACCUAAGAAAAGGUAUCUUAAGCAAAAAAGGUAUUUACGAAAAAAAAGUGUUUAUCUAACUGUGGAUUCCUUACACUUAACUACUGGGUAUGGUUAAUAACAACAGCGAUCGAUUAUUCGCCGUAGCUGCUUGCUUAUUGCUCAAUAACAGACUUACCGUCUUGGCUUUUCAUCUGAGCAGAGCAAAAUAAUUCAGUACAUUCCGAUACGUCAUAAUCAGCCUUCUAGUGAAGAGUAUGAUUUUUACUAUACAAUUUCUGACAGAGUAAUACAAGAAAGUACUGUCUGAAUAACAAAGUCAAGUGUAAAGGCAACUGAUUUAAAGGCAACUGGUAUGACCAUUAUUUCUGAUAGAGAAAGCCUUACAAAGCCAAGUGAAAGAAAACUGGUGAUUUUCAUUUGCUGGUUGUUUUAUAACCGCAAAAGCUGCGGGUCACGGGUCACAGAUCGCUUCAGCCACUGUGAACAGAAACCGACUGGACAUGCCUAGACAACACAUUACACUGUCUUGGUAGUUACAGAGAUACUUAGUAGUAAUAAUAUUAAAACAAGCAUUUAUUAAACGAUUUCAUCUGCUGCA